This is a messenger RNA of Aspergillus affinis, 576 nucleotides long. RefSeq lists its product as uncharacterized. The transcript has a single exon. Bases 1 to 576 code for a protein of 191 amino acids. The record is from RefSeq and is a predicted model, not a curated record. Lineage: Eukaryota; Fungi; Ascomycota; Eurotiomycetes; Eurotiales; Aspergillaceae.
AUGGAGACCAAAGGAAAGUGUCAAUGUCCCAUGAAUGCUGUACAAAUCCUGACCGAGCUUCGUAAUGCCCACACCGUUGUGGAGCUUGGGACGAUUCUUGACUUGGUCCAUCGUGUCUAUAGCCAAGGACAGGCUAUCCUUCAGUGCAAGGAAUGCAGAAACACCGCCCAGUCAUCUUUUGUUACCAUCCCGGCGCUUGCGGAGCAGUGUCUAUGCCUCUUCGAGGCUAUCUGUCUGGCAUAUGGGAUUUCGCGUCAAAACACUCUGUUUGACCCCAGUGCGCUGGCAGUUGAACAACCUUUGCCGCAGUUCAUCUGUAUCCGCAGCAAAGUUCAGCUGGGCGAGACAGAGAUGGACGAAGAGGAUUCGGGGGUCCUUGUGCGGAUGCUUCUCAGUCGCAAUUUAAUGAGACUUGUGGAUCUUUUAAAAGCUCUCCGCGAAAUUCUGCAAUCCCUGUGUAAGGACAAUACACAGUCGCAUCGAACCGGCUCACUGCGGAGUUGUGAGUCCUCCGUGGAGACCACAAUCCGCCGGUUUGCCGUUUUCAUGGAACAAAUCGGCUUCAGUUCCCAGUAG